AACUUUGGUCUGGAUUUUCGGCUGAGAAAUCAUAAGCACCCUCUCCGAUUUCCACGACUUGGGGCAGUGAAUUGGUGAAGUCCGUUGUGCUCCUACUCGGUUUGGACGUGAGCCGUGCUUGUGACAACAGUAACGAUGAAGGCGAUGUGCAGAAGUGCAUGUGUGCCAGAAGGAAGAAGAUCUCACGGCCAUCUUUUGAUUGGCAGACGAAGAUCUAUGGAACACGGCCGGCCGUGUGACGAAGAAGAAAAAGAAGGCCAGUAUCUGCCACCUGCCUGGCUGAAGAAGAAGUUGGGGACAUGGCAUCCUGUAUUUCUCAGAAUGACUCGAACAUUUUUCCACAAGGCAUUGGCAGAAACGUUAGGACCCGAAAUGAGCUAGAAUUCGGGGCGAUUCUGGAUGAAAUACGUUGCGGUAGCGCAAUCCCCCUUCAGCUCAAGACACUGAUGCAAGUAUUGUAUGACCAUGCCCCACGCUCUGUGCAUGUCUUUGGAGUUCUUCCAUCAGUUUCCAAAUGCGUCGAGUUGAAGCAAGGACUUCAAAACGGUCAAGUCUCUUGGCCCUCCCAAAGCAUCUAUGUGUGUGGGGCAGUGUUUCUGAACUUCCUUCAACAUUUACCGGACCCACUAUUAACUGGCAAACUUUAUCCGGAGUGGAUGGACAUUGUCAGUACACCCAGAAGUUUACUCUCUACAAAAUCGUGCAUUGUAAGGCUCGGUAAAAACCUGCCACGAUCUCAUCAAGAACUACUGAAAUGCUUCUUGGUCAUCCUGAGACGUAUGUGUCAAAAUGUGCCUCGGACACACGUGACUCCCAUUUUGGCUGGUCAUUUUGUUGGCCCAUCUGUUUUGUGGAUGCCCAACAAGAAGCAGUUUCUCCAUCCUUCAUGCGACUUUCAUUACAAAUUGGCCAAGAUUGUCAAGUUGCUCAUCGUAUUUAUGGAUGACAUCUGGAACGAUAUUGACGAAAAGGAAAUGUUCGGACAUCCAAGAGCCGCGCCACCGUCAGAAAGUGGAGAAAUUUUAGCAGGAUCGGAAGCCUUUUUCCAUCAGAAUCCACAGAUGUUAGUGGACGAGCUCGAACAAGAAUCGUCUCACAAUUCCCUACUGGAGGAGAUGAUGAAUUCACCUUCAGAGUACAAGCCAUUUCGAUCACCUGUCACAUCGGCGCUCGACAAACACUCCCCACCGGCUCAUUCUCGAACACUGCCCAUCAUGUCAAAAAUAAGCAGCCGUUCAAGUCGAACAUGGCCGGGGUACAUUCGGAAGCUAUGCGGUAAGGGUGGCACGUCCAUAGACAGAAGUGGGCUCGACAGCAGUGGGAGCGACGUGCCGAGUGAAAAAGCGAGGGUGUCUACGUUUCCGCGUUGCACCGCGAGUAAGAACGCAACGGAAGAGCAGGACAGGGAACUGCUAUCAUUUGGCGAGGGCUACCUGUAUCCCGACUGGGUGUAUCUCUAUCCUGCAUGGAAUCUACCAGGCGAUGAUCUUCCAAACUGGGCCCUGUCAGGUUUCACGCUAGACAUGAAUGAUCUGGCAGAACAAACAACGGACAAGUGGACCAAUAUAUUUACAAAUCUUUUCAAGGAGGUUCUCCACCCUGUAAAGAAGCUUGUGCCUUUUCACAGACAUGAAGCACUGCCUGGAACGCAAUUUUAGAAUUUGUACUGAAUGCUGUGAAUAGCUUUCAUAAUACCGCAUUCUUUUAAAUA
Messenger RNA from Ornithodoros turicata, 1711 nucleotides. RefSeq lists its product as uncharacterized. The record is from RefSeq and is a predicted model, not a curated record. The transcript is spliced from 9 exons. NCBI's taxonomy places the organism in Eukaryota, Metazoa, Arthropoda, Arachnida, Ixodida, Argasidae. Bases 300 to 1658 code for a protein of 452 amino acids. Gene Ontology annotation, biological process: signal transduction. Gene Ontology annotation, molecular function: GTPase activator activity.